Talpa occidentalis (Iberian mole) is the source of this 1345-nucleotide messenger RNA. RefSeq names its product ADP ribosylation factor like GTPase 6 interacting protein 6 (gene ARL6IP6). Lineage: Eukaryota; Metazoa; Chordata; Mammalia; Eulipotyphla; Talpidae. The transcript is spliced from 4 exons. The coding region runs from base 18 to 692 and encodes 224 amino acids. The record is from RefSeq and is a predicted model, not a curated record.
GCGCUCUCUUUCCCGCCAUGUCGUUCGUGGAGAGCGGGGGGCGCUCGGCUGCCCUGCGCCGCCGCCCUGGUACCCCGACUCCGUACGCUCAGUCGUUUUCCACCUUUGCUCAAGGGGGCAGUUGGGGUGAGGGUGAAGUCGAGGAAGAGGAAUGCGACCCGGUGGCCCGCGACUUGCGGGCUGAGUUCUCGGCCGGGGCGUCGUCGGAGCCUCGGAAGAACUGGCCGCUCCCGCCUGACGGGGCCGGGUCUCCGCUGCUGCCUGAUAAACGCAACGGCCUUGUCACAGCUGCUGCGGCCGGCCCGGCCCCUGCGAGGGGCUGGCCGGUCCAGGUGCUCUCACUUCUCUGUUCCCUGCUGUUCGCCGUCCUCCUCGCCUUCCUCCUCGCCAUCACCUAUCUGAUCGUAAAAGAAUUGCACACUGAGAAUUUGAAGGAUGAAGAUGGUGUGGACACUGGGGUACUAGGAUUCUGGACUCUACUUAUAUUAUCUCUAACUGCUGGAUUCUCCUGCUGCAGCUUUUCUUGGACAGUGACUUACUUUGAUUCUUUUGAACCAGGAAUGUUUCCUCCUACUCCUCUUUCACCUGCCAGGUUCAAGAAACUGACGGGACAUUCUUUCCACAUGGGAUAUAGCAUGGCAAUUUUGAAUGGCAUUGUAGCUGCUCUUACUAUAGCAUGGUGCCUCAUGUAAACCCACACUGAAAAAAUAUUCUUGGCAGAAUGUAUCUAUGAUUGCUUUGUAAGGGGGAAGAACAUCAUUGUCUACUCAGAAGACUGGAAAAUCAUACUGUUCAUUGUGAUUCAGCUUUGUGUCACAUUGUCAUCAUUAUGGAGGACCUUUUUAAAGCAUUGUUAGGCAUUGGGAAUAUCUGAGUAUUAACUUUCAAAUAAUUUCUUAAAAGUGUAAGAUGUUUACCUCAUCUUUUUACUUUUGUAUACAUUGUCCUUAUAUGUAGUAGAGAACAUUUUAAUGAAAAAUUCAAAAACUUGAAUACAAUGCCUACUUUUGAUGUAUAUACUACACUUUUGCUAAGAUAUACUGAUACUACAUUUAAGUGGAAAUGGAAAUACUUCUUAUUUAUUCAUUAUAUUCAGAAAGAAAACAAUGCCUACUACAUUUUAUAGGAGCUACUUUUAAAUAAGAAUAUUUAGAUUUUAAUAUUCAUAGAAUCAAUAGAAGGUGUGUUUAUAUUUUUUAAUGGGGCAUAGUUCAUUUUGUGUGUUACAUAUUUUCCUACUACAUAUCAAAUUUGUAUGUUUUUAAAAUUGUUAUAUUUAGAUAGGUGUAAAUGUUAUUUUUUAUCUGGUGCAAACCUAAUACCUACCAUUUUUGUUAAGGUUUUU